This is a messenger RNA of Stylophora pistillata, 6090 nucleotides long. RefSeq lists its product as uncharacterized. NCBI's taxonomy places the organism in Eukaryota, Metazoa, Cnidaria, Anthozoa, Scleractinia, Pocilloporidae. Gene Ontology annotation, biological process: circadian regulation of gene expression; negative regulation of DNA-templated transcription; entrainment of circadian clock by photoperiod. The record is from RefSeq and is a predicted model, not a curated record. Gene Ontology annotation, cellular component: cytoplasm; nucleus. Gene Ontology annotation, molecular function: DNA binding; FAD binding.
AAAAUUACCCACCGUUCAAGUUAUUUUCAAGAAACGAAUUGACUUGUCGAUUAUUACAUUACAAAUAAACCCAUAGCCCUCCUUAAAACAACGCAUAUUUCUUUCUUAUGGCUCCUUCGAGUUUUUUCGGGGGAGGGGUGGUGAAUUAAAUCUUCUAGUUGUAUAACAACGCUCGUCACUUGUUAUGAAACCAAACGUAACGCUUGUCAGUUGUUAUGAAACCAAACGUGCUUGAAGUACACGUGAAUAAGGAGGAAAGACCAAGGAAACAAUGCAGCAGCGUGCUUUUUUAAGUUAUUCGCCAUUAAGAUUCACUCGAAGCAACGCCAUUAUGACCGUUGAUAUGGUUUCGCAGUGAAUGUGAAAGAAAGCGGAGAGAUAUUUAUGCUGCCAUCAGGUCUUCCAUGAGUUUGUAACUUUGGUAGGUGUCAUACCAAACAACCUUCACGUGCAGAUCGAGGAACACCAGGCAUCCAAAGUCUACUCUCAAGUUAAAGUUCAUGCGUAUACUGGGUUGAUGGAGUCGAGAGGGAGGAUCUAUUCGGCCUUUACUGAAUUCCUAAUUUGUUUUCCCUUUCAAGCGUCUUGCAAACUUUCUGAAGUCUAUUUCAGUAGAUAAAAUGCUUGAAUAACAAAAGGACAUAAUCAGUACAAAAUAUUUGCACGCCAAAAAGGUGUUGAAGUUUUCAUUCUUCUACUUCAGCCAGCUUGUUUUUCCAGUGAGAUAAGGCCUAAGAAAAUAAAAUGAGGAAAACAGCAGCUGGGAAUAGGAGUGUUUUCAAGGUUGCACUGUUCAGUGUACGCGUGACUCACAGGUAUCACGUUUUGGUGGGUGGAAUAAUAAUGUAUCUGACAUGACAUAUCUAGUUGUUUGUGAGUUAACCGCUGGAUUGAGCAACAGAAAAAGCGUGAGCCUUAUCAUGCAUGUUGUUUGGUUGGUUGGUAAUCCUUGGUAAAAUAUGUGUUGAUCGUGAAUUAGUCCGGAACAAUCUGAGUAAUUCUACUUGAUUUGUGAAAGAGCUCUUUUGGAUUCAAGGUGCACUAUUUAUGGCUGAGAAAGAAAAACACAGAAAAGCACUACAUUGGUUUCGUAAAAACCUUCGGCUUCAUGAUAACCCUGCACUACGUGAAGCACUGAAUGGAAGUAGUGAGGUGCUGGCGGUUUAUAUACUUCCACCUCAUAUUCCAACGAAUGGAAAGAUCAGUGCAAAUCAAUGGAAUUUCUUGAUGGAAUGUUUAGAAGACCUAGACAGAGGUCUAAGGUGUUUUGGCUGUCAGCUGCUUGUUGUACAAGGUUAUCCAGUUCAAGUAAUUCCUAAACUCCUGAGUAAUUUGGAGGUGUCAAAGUUAACAUUUGAAACAGAAAAUGAACCAUUUGGUAAACAGAGAGAUGCUGUUAUAACUCACAUGGCUGAGAGUGCUGGUGUGGAGGUUAUUUCCUGUUCUUCACAUUCCCUGUAUGACAUUGAGCAUUUUCUCAAAGCAAAUGGUAACAAGGUUCCAUUACUCUUUAAUGACUUUCUUGACAUCAUUUCUACAAUUGGACAACCUGAGCUUCCAGUGAAAACACCGAAUGAAGAAAGCUUUUCAACACUGAGAAAUAGUGAAAAUAAAUUAUUCAUUGACUAUCACAUACCAACGCUUGAAGAUCUUGGAAUUAACAAAUCUGAAGUGACCUGUAGAAGAAUUUGGCAUGGUGGAGAGACAGAAGCCUUGAAAAAAUUGGAAGAUCUUCUAAAGGAGAUGAUGAACACUGAUUUUCAAAUGGAGCCAAACAGUGAGACCCUUUUUCACAAUUCUGAGGACAAGCUUUGCCCAUUUCUCAGAUUUGGAUGCCUAUCACCACGGACACUGUAUCAUGCAAUUUCAAAUACUUACCAAAAAGCUAAGCAGUGUAAUCCUCCAUUGUCACUCUUUAGCUUCUUACUUUGGAGAGACUUCUACUUCUUGAUUGGCAGCAAAAAUCCAACUUUUCACCAAAUGGAAAAUAAUCCACUUUGCUUGCAAAUUGAAUGGGAGGACAAUGGUUUUGCUGUAGAGCAAUGGAAAGAGGGUCAAACAGGUUUUCCUUUUAUUGAUGCUGUGAUGCGCCAACUACGCCUAGAAGGUUGGAUUCCUGAUGUUGCUGCACAAGUUGUUGGUUAUUUUCUUACAAGAGGGUGCAUGUGGAUCAACUGGCAAGAGGGUUUUAAGGUCUUUGGAGAGAUUCAGUUAGAUGCAGAGUGGAGCAUAAAUGCUGGAAAGUGGUUGUCGAUUUCAGGAAGUGCCUUUGACAGAAUGAAACCUCUUAAGUUCAUCUGCCCAGUGGACAGUGGAAGAAAGAUAGAUCCCUCUGGAGAGUACAUCAGGAAAUAUGUGCCUGAGCUCCGCCACUUACCCACUAAGUACCUGUUUGAACCAUGGAAAACUCCUAAACCAGUUCAACAAGCUGCUGGAUGCAUAAUCGGUAAAAACUACCCCUUACCAUUAGUGGACCAUAAAGAACAGUUAAGGAAGUGUGAAAAGAGGCUAAUGGAACUGGCCCACAACAUGAGUACUGAAAGCCCAGUGCAACAAAGCAGACACACCAGUCUGCAUUUGUUUAGAAAAGACCUGAGGCUUCAUGACAACCCCACAUUGCGCUCCUGUUUGAACGGAAGCGAGACAUGCAAAGGGGACACACCAGUCUGCAUUUCAAAGCAGAGCAAAAUCUCAGCCAACCGCUGGAAUUUCUUACUUGAGAAGCAGAGCAAAAUCUCAGCCAACCGCUGGAAUUUCUUACUUGAGAGCUUAAGAGAUCUGGACAAUCAGCUAGAAAGACUUGGAUCGCACUUGUUCGUAGUACGAGGCAGAGAUGUGGAGGUGCUCCCUGAACUAUUCUCAAUGUGGGGCGUAACUCGCGUUAGCUUUGAAACUGACUGUGAGCCAUUUGGGGCCCAGAAAGAUGCCGUUCUCCGACAUAUAGCAGAGAAAUCAGGCAUUGAAGUUAUAAGCGAAACAUCGCAUACUCUGUUCGAGCCUAGCCAAAUUAUUCGUGCCAAUCAGGGAAACAUAUCGAUGCUUUUCAAGGAAUUUGUGACAGUGAUUGAAGAGAACAAGCUCAGUGUACCUAGUCCUGUCAAAGAAGUGAACAGACAACUUUUAGGGAGCUGUGUGACACCAGUAGCUGUUGACCAUCAGAGAGAGUAUGGAGUUCCUGAAUUGAAUGAGCUAGGAGUGAAAGACAUACGAUGUGUGACAAGUGCAGAGUUUUGGAGAGGUGGAGAACAAGAGGCUUUAAGACGACUUGGUCUUCUUGAGAAAGAGCUGGUGAAAAACGACUUUGAGGAGGUUCCGUUAAGUGCGGCAUCAAUGAGUUCCUCACAAACUCGCUUAAGUCCGUACCUUCGUUUUGGAUGUUUGUCACCCAGAUUGAUGUGGGAACGUUUUACAGAUUGUUAUGUCAAGUUGAAAGGCACAAUACCACCGAUGUCGCUUUAUGAACCUCUUCUGCUUCGAGAGUUUUUCUUCACCAUGGGAAGUACCUUCCCAGGUUUGCACAAGAUGGACAACAGUCCUCUCUCCCUACAGUAUCCAUGGGAGAAAAAUGCCGAGGGUCUCCAGCGGUGGAAGAAUGGCACCACUGGAUUUCCAUGGAUAGAUGCAGUAAUGCGACAGCUGCGAACAGAGGGUUGGAUUCCUCAUAUGGCACGUCAGGCUGUUGGGUGUUUUUUGACCAGGGGAUGCCUUUGGAUCAACUGGGAAGAGGGAUUCAAGGUUUUUGAAGAGCUUCAAUUGGAUGCUGAGUGGAGUCUGAAUGUGGGAAAUUGGCUGUGGCUGUCCGGAAGUACUUUUGUGGAAGAGCACGUGCCUUGGUUUUGUCCCGUGGAAGUUGGAAAGAAAAUUGAUCCUACUGGUGAAUAUGUCAGGCGUCAUAUCUCAGAACUUAAGAGGCUGCCUCUGCAAUAUCUUUUCGAGCCUUGGAAGGCGCCCCUCGUAGUUCAAAAGGCUGCCCGGUGCGUGGUUGGUGACGAUUAUCCAGAACCAAUAGCAAAUCAUAUUGAUCAGCGAAAGAUCUGUGUACGACGCUUGAAAGAUGUGUGCAACUCCUUGAACUUAUUAGAACCCAUCAGUCUUCACUGGUUUAGGAAGGACCUUCGACUUCACGAUAAUCCCUCUUUGAGAGACUGCCUUGUAGGCAGUGCAGUGUUCUAUGGAGUCUAUGUUCUCGAUAGUUGUGAAGAAGAAAAGUCCAGUCCAAACCGUUGGCGUUUAUUGCUUGAAUCACUAAAGGACCUAGACGCAAGUCUGGCCGAGUUCGGCUCGCGUCUGUUUGUAUUGAAGGGAAGACCCACAGAUAUCUUACCGUCUCUUUUUAAACAAUGGGGCAUCACUCGGCUGUCGUUCGAGGUUGAUUGUGAGCCAAAUUGUAAAACAAGGGACGAGGCUUUGACUGCUGUUGCCGAGAAAGCUGGAAUCCAAGUUAUCAGCCACGUGUCACACACCCUCUAUGACACUGAAGCUCUAUUAAAAUCACCGGACGCACAAGCACCCCUACUUUUUGAGGACUUUAAAAAACUUGUCAUGCAAUUUGGGCGACCUCCAGAACCAGUGCCAAGGGUUGACAGAGAGCUAUUUGGGUCGUGCGUGACUCCCGUAGGAAGAGAUCAUGAGACGCGGUACGCUGUCCCUGCUCUUGACAUCCAAAAUCUGCCUUUUAUUGGCUCGGGGUUUUAUCAAGGUGGCGAGAGGGAGGCGUUGUCAAGGAUGGAAGCAGCUUUAUGCGAGAUGAUAAAGAACGACUUUUGCGAGCCAUCGUUAACAGUCCGCUCGCUGAUGCCGUCACCGUGUCACCUGAGCCCCUACUUGAGGCUGGGCUGUUUGUCUUCCAGGCUCCUUUACCAGAAAAUGACUGAGGAAUAUAUCAAGAGGAAGGCUAUGAGUCCAUCCUUCGAUCUUUUCAACAAACUGUUGUGGCGCGAGUUCUUCUUUGUUGUUGGAAGCCAAGUAUCAGAUGUACACGAAAUGAUAAGCAACCCGCUUAAUGUACAGACCCCUUUGGAAGAAAAUCCAGAGCAUUUUGAGAAAUGGAAACAGGGUAUGACUGGUUUUCCUUGGAUUGAUGCAAUCAUGAGACAGCUACGCUCAGAAGGUUGGAUUCACGACAUCGCACGACGAGCCAUAGUCUCAUUUUUGACACGCAGUUGUCUGAGGAUUAACUGGCGAGAGGGGUUUAAGGUCUUUGAAGAACUUCAACUUGACUCGGAAAGGAGCCUCAAUGCCGGUCACUGGCUGUGGCUGUCCGGAAGUACUUUUGUGGAAGAGCAGGUGCCUUGGUUCUGUCCUGUGAAAGUCGGAAAGAAAAUUGAUCCAAGUGGUGGAUAUGUUCGAAAAUAUGUGCCAGAAGUGAGGAAUAUUCCGACGGACUUUGUGUUUGAACCUUGGCUGGCUCCAUGCGAACUUCAGGAAUCUUGCGGCUGUGUGAUUGAUCGAGACUAUCCCGCCCCUAUUGUUAAUCCCUUGGAGUAACAGGUUGUUUGUGUCCAGCGGCUUCUUGACCUUUCUUUCAAGUUAACUGCAACAUGAACUGUUAACUAAGUAUGCCACUUAUUACAAGUUAUCAUGGAGAUGCAUGCUCAGACCUCAUGGCGAUUCCUUUAUAUCUUGCUGUGCGAGGUGACUGCAGUAUUGAACCACUUUAUUUUCAAAAUUGCCACCAGCGUGCGAUGGUUUGUGUGUGUGUGUGUGUAAUACUGAAGAGCAAGGAAAGAAAAUGCAGUUUGACUGAUAAUAAGUAUCCAUCUGCCCAGUUUCUACUGUCGAAUAAUCCUCGAGAGGGAUUUGAAAGAAUUGUGGGACAAAAGUGUUCAUUUUGCGUUCAGGGAAUCUCCCAAGUGUUGCGUGUAGAUGGAAGUUAUUGUAUAGCACCUUCGUUUUAAGUUUUAUUCGCAAUUUAUAAGGUACGUAUUUCACUCAAAGGUUAGUUUUCGUUGUAGUGUAGUUAGUCUCGAGCAGCUACGAUUAUGAACUUUUUCCCUAACAGGAUGAGAUGCUGUUACUUUGUUCAGUUAUCUUAUGGGCAACCAAGCCGCUCUUAAAAAGGGUUUUGUAUGAAUAAAACUCAUUAAAUCA